ACUAACGGAGAGGGAGGAGGACGCACGACGCGUCACGCAGGACUCGGGAUAGCAUCGGCAGCAGUUUGCGCUUCACGCUCCUUUCCAGUAGGUGGCGGAAAGCACCUUUUGAGUUGGUUUUCCAACCGCCAUUAAACCCUAGAAGAAUACGACGCAGAUAGGCGGCUAUCUUAAGUCAACUGUUCUAACAUUUGGUGUGCAAACUGACUUGCAUGUGCAGGUGAAACGUAUGUCACAGUCAGCGCAGCCAGGCGCGAUGCCCUCCGCUCCGGACUCCCCGUCACUCGGCGUGACCGUCAGCGGCAAUGUGCAGAAAUACAGUAUCAAGAAGAAAAAGGUUUUAAAUGCGGAGGAGACUGAGCUGUUUGAGCUCACACAGGCCGCUGGUAUAGUUAUUGAUCAAGAAGUUUUCAAGAUUAUAGUCGACUUGUUAAAGAUGAACGUUGCUCCUCUGGCAGUAUAUCAAACCCUAAAGAUGAUGUGUGCAGGACAGAAGGUCUCUGAAACAUCUGUUGGUGACGCAUCAACAGUAUCUCAGACCACCACUGCACCUUCAGAGUCUAGAGAAGAGGAGUGUGUUGUCUCUGGAAAGUGCGCUAAAACUGCAGCCCCUCCCUCUUCUUCUGUGCCCCGCCCACCAAGGGGAGGGGCUAAGAUAGUGGUCUACAGUGCGGGUGACACAAAUGCUCCUGUUUCUCAAGUACGCAGUAAAACAAGUUCAGGGCAAGGAGAGAAAACGGCAAGAGAUGGUUCUAGUCAGCGGCUGCCACGCCAGGUUAGUGCCACCAGGGGACAGAAGAGCGCCAAGAGCUCUGGCAGUAGCAGCUCAUCUUCUCAGCUCACCUCCAACUGAAGUUUUGUUCAACAUAAAUUAUCACAUGCAUAACGUGUUUAAGUUGCACUCUUGUUUUGUUAAUGAAUUAUUUUUAAGACUUUGGACAAAAAAAUUCACUGUAAAUAAAAACUUAUGAUUUUAGGUA
This is a messenger RNA of Triplophysa dalaica, 980 nucleotides long. RefSeq names its product mitotic spindle organizing protein 2B (gene mzt2b). The transcript is spliced from 7 exons. The coding region runs from base 230 to 853 and encodes 207 amino acids. The record is from RefSeq and is a predicted model, not a curated record. Lineage: Eukaryota; Metazoa; Chordata; Actinopteri; Cypriniformes; Nemacheilidae. Gene Ontology annotation, cellular component: spindle; centrosome.